Messenger RNA from Plectropomus leopardus (leopard coralgrouper), 1297 nucleotides. The record is from RefSeq and is a predicted model, not a curated record. Lineage: Eukaryota; Metazoa; Chordata; Actinopteri; Perciformes; Serranidae.
CACGUUCGGAAAAGAAGCGCGAGGGAGCAUGAAAUGCCUGAAAUGACAAGAGACUGGCUUCACGUCGUAAAUUUACCAAACGUAGGAUUGUUUUUAGCCUUUAUGUCAAGAUGUCGUUGUUGAAGCCGUUUAGUAAGCUGCCCGGGUUGAAGACAGCGAACAUCUUGCUGGUGGAGAGCGAGGAGCAGUUUCAGCAGAGUUUAGCAGACGCCUUGGUGGAGGAGACUGCUGUCACCGUGAAUGUGAGACUAGCUAAGAGUCUUCCUCUGCCCAUGAAGAAUGAUGAGAGCCGUCCAAGGAUAGACCUGGUGGUGUUUAUCAUCAACCUAGCCUCGGAGCUCAGUUUCCAGUCAGCAGAAGCUUCCCUAAAAUAUUUGGACCCUGGAUAUUUUCUCGGAAAAGUCUGCUUCAUGGUCACUAAUGCUCGUAAUGCUUCGGUCCCCACGGAGCGCCUGGACGCUGUCAGAAAGCUGGCUGCAUCUCUGCAUUGCCCCUUGCUGUUUGCAGAGGAUCAGACACCAGAUGGUGUGACCAAUGCUACAGAGAGGCUGCUGACCAUCCUGAAGGUGGCAGCCGGCCUUGUUCCCAUGGCUACCGCUCUCUACCUGUCCAACCUGACUUGCUGCACCGUGCCCCCAGACAUCGACCAGCCGAGCUUCGAUUAGUUCCCGUGGAUCUUUGCUUUUGUCUUGUCUGGCUUUUUCAUGUCUAUAUUUAUGUGUAGUUGUCCACUGUGACUGGACUUUCCAUACUGAUAACACAUUUUGUAUUUUAUUUUCUCUCUUCAUUUUACUCUACAUGUUUGUGCUUUGACUAUAAGCCACUGCAGUUUUCUGUCUUCUCCCUGCAGUCAUCGUUUGUAUUUUCCCAUAAGUGCAGAUCAGCACUACUGGUUUGUGAGAGGUUUUUAACCAUCUGUGGGGUGAGAAUUUGACACGUAAUCACUUGAACUAAAUAGCUAGAACUGAAUACCGCACAAAUAUAUUAUAACUCACCACAAUCAACCUCAUAAACAGUUCUUCCUUUUGUUCCAUGAAGAGCACAGCAGGUCUUUUUCACAGAAGACAUUUUGACAUGUCAAAGCAGAAAAACAGGUGUAAAUAAUAAGAUUAAAUUAGCUGUAGUUGUGACAUCACAACUUUAAGGAAGUCUUAACAGCUUGUUUAAAGGCACAGUUUGUGAAUUCAAACUGUAUGCAUUUCUCUGUAUACAGAGAAAUGCAUACAGCAUCAGAAUACUUUCAAAUUAUUAUGUGGCACUAACCUGCUUUAUAAUAAAUAAAAACAAAACAUGGAAA